UCGGGGGAGGCGGCAUGGCGGUGAGGUUGCGCCGGGUCUGUCGGGAGGUGCUGCUGGAGCCCCGCUACACGCCGCUGGUGGCCGCCUGCCUGUGCCUGGCGGAGGGCGGCGUCAACCUGUGGGUGAUCCGCAGGGUGCCCUACACCGAGAUCGACUGGCAGGCGUACAUGCAGGAGGUGGAGGGCUUCGCCAACGGCACCCGCGACUACACGCAACUGCGGGGCGACACCGGGCCGCUGGUUUACCCCGCCGGCUUUGUGUACCUCUUCCUGGGGCUGUACUACGCCACGGGCCGCGGGGCCGACAUCCGCCUGGCGCAGCACAUCUUCGCCGGGCUCUACCUGCUCAACCUGCUGCUCGUCUUCCGCAUUUACUGCCGCACCGGCAAGGUCCCCCCGUACGUCUUCUUCUUCAUGUGCUGCGCCUCCUACCGCAUCCACUCCAUCUUCGUCUUGCGGCUCUUCAACGACCCUGUGGCCAUGGCCAUCCUCUUCCUCGCUAUCAACUUCUUUCUGGAGGACCACUGGUCCUGGGGCUGCCUGCUGUUCAGCCUGGCCGUGUCAGUGAAGAUGAAUAUCCUCCUCUUCGCACCCGGGCUGCUCUUUCUCCUCCUACAGCGUUUUGGCCUCUUGGGCUGCAUCCCCAAGCUCUGCAUCUGUGCUGUGCUCCAGGUUGGUCCCUGCCACUCGCCAUUGCCUGCUGUCACCAGAGCGUCUUGUAGACCCUUGGGUGGCCCUAGGGCUGCCCUUCCUGCUGGAGAAUCCCGUGGGGUACCUGACACGCUCCUUCGACCUGGGCCGUCAGUUCCAGUUCAAGUGGACAGUGAAUUGGCGCUUCCUCCCAGAGGAGGUGUUCCAGCACCGGGCUUUCCAUGCCGGGCUGCUCCUGGCCCACCUGGCUGGCUUGGUGCUCUUUGCACUGCACCGAUGGCACAGGUCCAAAGAAAGCAUCCUAUCUCUGCUGAAGGAUCCAGCCGAGAGGAAGCACCCGUCCCCUCCCUUGAGCGUCAACAAGAUCAUCUUCAUUCUCUUCUCCUCCAACUUUCUGGGCAUUUGCUGCAGCCGCUCCCUGCACUACCAGUUCUACGUCUGGUACUUCCACACACUGCCCUACCUGCUGUGGUGCACCCCGACCUCCAAGCUCACUCACAUGCCCAAGGUGCUGCUGCUGGGCGUGAUCGAGCUCUGCUGGAACACCUACCCCUCCACUGUCUGCAGCUCCCUCUCCCUGCACAUCUGUCACGGACUUAUCCUGCUCCAGCUGUGGUACGGCACAGCCCUGCCACCAGCCCUACAGCCCCCCCAGCCCAGCAAGAAGUCCGAUCCCCUCUCCAGGAAGGCAAAGUGAGAGCGCUGGCUGGACAAUGGGAAGGGACUCCAGGUCUGCUCCUCUGCUUGUUCUUCUGCCUGCCUUCCUUCCAGGUUGCUCCUGGCCACCUGAGGAAGGCCACGAGCCCUGGAACUACAAAGGGGGCAGUGUGGAAGCCCGUGCUGGGCAGGACUUCUCCAAUAAAGGGGCUUUGGGGGCCCUUCCCUGGCUGCAAUGUCCUUGUGCUGUGACAAUGCCCAGAGUGCACUCCUUUUGGAGAGUGGUGCCU
Molecule: messenger RNA, 1597 nt
Organism: Lagopus leucura (white-tailed ptarmigan)
Lineage: Eukaryota; Metazoa; Chordata; Aves; Galliformes; Phasianidae
Gene: ALG3
Product: ALG3 alpha-1,3- mannosyltransferase
Exons: 9
Coding region: 15-1559 (514 amino acids)
Cellular component (GO): endoplasmic reticulum
Molecular function (GO): dol-P-Man:Man(5)GlcNAc(2)-PP-Dol alpha-1,3-mannosyltransferase activity
Source: RefSeq, a predicted model, not a curated record